This is a messenger RNA of Haplochromis burtoni (Burton's mouthbrooder), 845 nucleotides long. Its product is annotated as ATP synthase F(0) complex subunit C3, mitochondrial. The transcript is spliced from 5 exons. Gene Ontology annotation, molecular function: proton transmembrane transporter activity. NCBI's taxonomy places the organism in Eukaryota, Metazoa, Chordata, Actinopteri, Cichliformes, Cichlidae. Gene Ontology annotation, biological process: proton motive force-driven ATP synthesis; proton transmembrane transport. The record is from RefSeq and is a predicted model, not a curated record. Bases 187 to 612 code for a protein of 141 amino acids.
GUUUUAAGGCUCUUGUGAUCAAUUUGGCAGAUACCGGAAAUCACUUUUUUCCCAUGACACCGGAAACCAACCAAUAAAUGUGACAUUGCACAUGCGCAAGCCUCUCGUGCGUUCGACCUCUACUGCAAACCGACUUCGGAUAAACUCCAGCUGCUGUGGGUGACCUGACCAGAACGUCCCAUCGUAAUGUAUGCCUGCUCUAAGUUCGUCUCCACGCCCUCUCUGGUCCGUGCUGGAUCCAGGGCGCUGUACAGACCGCUCUCAGCAGCAGUAGUGUCAGACGGCAGGAGAGCAGAGACUGCUUCGCUUCUGGCACCACUGAGCGGCGGUGUCUCCCAGCAGCAAGUGGCAUUGCGGGGAUUCCAAACCAGCGCCGUGAGCCGUGACAUCGACACUGCUGCCAAGUUCAUUGGAGCAGGAGCUGCCACUGUGGGAGUCGCUGGAUCUGGAGCCGGAAUUGGGACAGUGUUUGGCAGCCUUAUCAUUGGAUAUGCCAGGAACCCCUCUCUGAAGCAGCAGCUGUUUUCUUACGCCAUCCUGGGCUUCGCUCUGUCUGAAGCUAUGGGUCUCUUCUGUCUGAUGGUUGCAUUCCUCAUUCUGUUCGCCAUGUAAAACCAGCUGUGAAAGGAUAACUCACAAUGUUAACAAGAAUAAGCAGUUUGAACAGCUGUGUGAUUGCUGGUUAUCAUGUUUAUCUUUGUGUUCUUGAAAGAUCUGAAUCCAUUCACGUAUGAAACUCUGGCAAAACAUUUCAAGGACUGUUGUGUCCUCGUUGUAUAUUUAAUCAGCAGUUUUUGUUAACAAACAUGCAACCAGUAACAGAAAUAAAAUGUUUAAUUCCUCAA